GUAUUUAGUUGGCUAUAUUUAAACAAAUAAAAAUGGCCGGUUAAAAAAAAAAUAAUAAUCCCGUUUCUUUUUCUUUUCAUACAAAAUAAAAGAAAAAUUCAAAUUUUAUAAAGAAAAAUGCCGAAACAUGAUGACGAUCCAGAUUUUGUAGAUAGUUUUUCAUUGACAACUAUCAUUGUUUUUGUAUUAAUUGCUUUGAUUGUAUUACUUUCAUGUAUAAAUUGUUGUAUAAUGACUUGGCGUAUGUGUAUGCGAAAAUGUGGAAGAAGUUCAUCAUCAUCAUCAUCACGAUCAUCAAGAGCAUGGUCUCGUUCAUCAUCUCGACGAUCAUCAAGAAGAGGAGCAUCAACAUCAGCAAUGACAACAGGUGGACAAUAUACCGGAGCAACAACCGGUACUAGCUGGGGAGGUGGAACAUCAGUUGAAUGAUUGUUCAUUUUUUUCUUCAGAACAAAUUUUGGAAACAAAUUCAAUUAAUAAAUAAAUAAUUAAAAAAAA
Molecule: messenger RNA, 498 nt
Organism: Dermatophagoides pteronyssinus (European house dust mite)
Lineage: Eukaryota; Metazoa; Arthropoda; Arachnida; Sarcoptiformes; Pyroglyphidae
Source: RefSeq, a predicted model, not a curated record